Messenger RNA from Chrysochloris asiatica (Cape golden mole), 1650 nucleotides. RefSeq names its product Hermansky-Pudlak syndrome 4 (gene HPS4). The transcript has 15 exons. The record is from RefSeq and is a predicted model, not a curated record. Gene Ontology annotation, biological process: vesicle-mediated transport. Lineage: Eukaryota; Metazoa; Chordata; Mammalia; Afrosoricida; Chrysochloridae. Bases 1 to 1650 code for a protein of 549 amino acids.
AUGGCUGCCUCCACCUCCACAGAGACGAAGUCAGCCUCCUGGUGGAAUUAUUUCUUCCUUUACGAUGGCUCAAAGGUAAAGGAAGAAGGAGACCCAACAAGAGCUGGGAUUUGCUACUUUUAUCCGGCUCAGACCCUGCUUGACCAACAGGAGUUGCUUUGUGGACAGAUCGCUGGCAUUGUCCACUGCGUCUCUGAUGUGUCUGGCGCUCCUCUCUCUCUCGUCCGCCUACGGAAACUGAAGUUUGCCAUAAAGGUCGACGGAGAUUUCCUCUGGGUCCUGGGCUGUACUGUGGAGCUCCCAGACAUCAGCUGCAAGAAGUUUCUGGAUCAGCUCAUCGGCUGCUUCUGCUUUUACAAUGGACCUGUCUCUCUGGCUUACCAGAAUUUUUCUCAGGAAGAACUGAGCGUGCAGUGGGACGCCUUCAUUGAGCAAAUUCUGCAAAACACCAGUGAUCUGCAUAAGAUAUUCAAUUCCCUUUGGAACUUGGACAGAACGAAAGUGGAACCCCUGCUGCUGCUGAAAGCCACCCUCAUCCUGCAGACCUGCCAGCGCUCGCCUCACAUCCUUGCCGGCUGCAUCCUCCACAAGGGCCUGAUUGUUAGCACCCAGCUACCGCCAUCCCUCACCGCCAAGGUCCUGCUGCACCAUGUGGCACCUCACGACAAGUUCGCUUACUGCAGAGUCUGCAGCAGGGGAAAUCCGCUGAGACUGGCCAUAGAGGGCACCGUGGGGGUGCUGAUGCAGUUCACCAUACCAGAACCCCAUCCCAACCCCAUCCCUCGGGAGCACCUACGAGGCCGGCUGUCCUGCAGGGACAGGUGGACAUCUCCCUUCUACACAGCCGUGGGUCAUGGGGCCCAAGUGGGCUCAUUCCUUGCUGCCCAGCGCCAUCAGGGCAUGAACCUAUCUGGGCUGGCAGGAGCAGAGCUUCCCCCCAAUGUGCAGGUCAUGCCUGUGUUUGUGACCGAAGAGGAAGCCACUGGUCUCUGUGAGUUCAUGGUGGAGCGGGUGCCAAGUACUGGGGUACCAUCUCCCUUAGCUUCCCAGCAGCAACCUGCAGAAGGGAACCCUCCCAGGGAGAAGCAGCACACUGGGGCCACUGAGAACAGUGCGGGCCCUCUUGCCGGGCCCCUCCUGAGGAUGAGUCUGUACACGCACAGUGUCAAGGGCUUGGUGCUGGCCCUGCUGGCCAAGGAGCCGCUGCUGGGGGAUGACUCGGCCAUCAAGGAGGUGUACCAUGGCAGCCUGGCCUCCUUGAACGGGCUGGAGGUUCAUCUGAAGGAGAUGCUCGCCCAGAACCAGGCUGCCCCAGGGAGCAGUGCCUACAACUUUACCCACUACGACAGCAUUCAGAACAUAUUGACAGCCAACCUGCCGCCAGUAGCCACAGCCCAGGAUCGCCGCUUCCUGCAGGCCGUCAGCCUGGUUCAUUCUGACUUUGCCCAGCGGCCUGCACUCUACGAGGUGACGGUCAGGAAUGCCUCCACAGCUGUGUACGCCUGUUGUAACCCCGUCCAGGAGACCUACUUCCAGCCGCUGGCCGCCCAGCCCCAGAGCUCGGGUUUCCCCAGUCCCCAGGAAGGCGCCUUUGGCCUCGCAGGCAAAGCCAAGCAGAAGCUGCUCAAGCACGGCGUGAACCUGCUCUGA